Botrytis sinoallii is the source of this 2778-nucleotide messenger RNA. RefSeq lists its product as uncharacterized. Gene Ontology annotation, cellular component: nucleus. The record is from RefSeq and is a predicted model, not a curated record. The coding region runs from base 1 to 2778 and encodes 925 amino acids. Lineage: Eukaryota; Fungi; Ascomycota; Leotiomycetes; Helotiales; Sclerotiniaceae. The transcript is spliced from 7 exons.
AUGGUGCCAAAUAAUAAAAAGCGAAAGCGCGACACCAAUAAGGAGGAUCAAGAUCGUCUGGUUAAUAAAACGCCAAAAUCAGGAGGAAAUGAAAAAGAAGUUUUGUUACAAGAAAUAUUGGCAUUGGGAGGAACAGAGGAAGAUUUAGACCUUACAAGGACUUUCAAAAAUGAGUUUGCCAAAUUUGUAGCAGGUCUUGGAAUUGAAGGACAGGCUUCAGAAGCAGAAGCAGAUGAGGAGGAUGAGGAGACUCCCAAAGUAGCAGAGAAACCCGUGGCCAUUCAAGUCAAAGAAUCUACGAAGGAUCAAAACCGCCUGAAUUUUGAAGCGCGACCAGACUGGCAUGCAGCAGAACUCCCCGUCCUUCCGGCGGGAGACUUCAGCGAAACAGGACCAUACCGAUCGUCAAUCAAUAACUUAAACGAAUAUGCCAAAGCUCUUCUCGAAGCCGACAGUACUUUAUAUGCCUCGAAACAUCUUUCUGCGACUUCUUCACAUCGUUUCCUUGCUACUAUUAUGUCCUCCGGUACAUUGUCCGAUAAAAUUUCCGCUUUAACUUUGGUUGUUCAAGAAUCCCCGGUCCAUACUACAAGAUCGUUCGAAAGUUUAUUGGAUCUGGCAAAGAAAAGAAGUAGAGGACAAGCCGUUACAGCAUUGGGAGCUAUGAAGGAUUUGCUCGGAGCCGGUGUCGUACUUCCUGUGGAUAGACGUCUUCGUACAUUUGCUUCACAACCUGGACUUCUCGGUACAUUGCAAGAAAGCGAUACUGGUGUUUGGAAAUCCGGACAACCCCUACCAGGAAACAUGACCAAAGCACAUCUCAUUUCAUGGGCAUAUGAAGAUUGGCUCAAGGAGUCAUAUUUUGAUAUGCUCAAGAUUCUGGAAGUUUGGUGUAGCGACGAGGUAGAAUAUGCUCGUUCAAGAGCUGUUAUGUACGUCUACGAACUAUUAAAGGAUAAGCCAGAACAAGAAUCCAAUUUACUUCGACUCUUAGUCAACAAACUUGGAGAUCCAGAUAAAAAGAUUGCUUCACGGUCAUCAUAUCUCCUGAUGCAACUUCAAACCUCUCAUCCUGCGAUGAAAGAGAUCAUUAUCAACUCAAUCGAGAACGAACUUAUAUUGAGACCUGGACAGAGUUCGCACGCUAAAUAUUACGCCAUUAAUACUCUCAAUCAAACUAUUCUCAGUUCGAAGGAGGAAGUUGUUGCGAAGAAGCUUUUGAGCAUAUACUUUGGCCUUUUCGUAUCUCUUCUUAAAAAGCCCGAAGUUAUCAAACCUACAGGUCCUAAACUCAAUAAGAAAGGAGAGAUCCAAGGAGGUGGAGGCGCUAUGGGAAAGAAGGCAAAGGAAAAGUUGACAGCAGAAGAGGAAGCGAAGCAGGCAAGUGAGGAGACAACAGAGAAGAUGAUCUCUGCUGUUCUGACCGGUGUCAAUCGUGCAUUCCCAUUCACAAAGACUGAUGAUUUAACCCUUGAGAAACAUAUGGAUACUUUGUUCCGAAUUACGCAUUCAUCCAACUUCAAUACCAGUAUUCAAGCUUUGAUGUUGAUUGAGCAACUAUCAACAACAAAGCACCUCGCUGUCGACAGGUUCUACAGAACUCUCUACGAAUCUUUGCUCGAUCCUCGUCUAAUCACUUCUUCGAAACAUGCACUGUACCUAAAUUUACUCUAUCGGGCUUUGAAAUCAGAUGUCAAUAUCAAGCGUGUAAAGGCUUUUGCGAAGAGAAUGUUACAAGUUGUCACUCUUCAUCAACCUCCAUUCAUUUGUGGUCUCAUCUACUUGUUAAGAGAGUUAGAAGUCACAUUCCCUGGACUUAAGACUCUACUCAAUACUCCUGAAGCAAAUGACGAAGAGGAAGAAGAGGUAUAUCGAGAUGUGCCAGAGGAUAGAGAAACUGCAGGUAUUCAAGCUACAACAGCCCCAUCGAAACCCAGAACAGACACAUAUGAUGGAAAGAAGAGAGAUCCGGAACAUAGCAAUGCUGACAAGAGUUGUUUAUGGGAAAUUAUUCCUUUCUUGAGACAUUUCCAUCCAUCUGUAUCUCUAUUUGUCGACCGCCUUAUUAAUGACGAAAAAAUGCCACCAAAACCUGAUCUUGCUCCUCACACCUUAACCCAUUUCUUAGAUCGUUUUGUCUACAGAAACGCAAAAGCAGCAGCUGGAGCACCAAAGGGAAGUUCCCUUAUGCAACCUCUUGCUGGUGGGGCAAGUCAAGGUAUACUUGUAUCCAAUCGUGGUACUAAGGGGAAGGAGGCAUCCAAGAAGAAGGAGAAGAAGAAGGGUGAAGAUGGAGAAGAUGAUGAGGAUGAAGAUGAGGAUGAAAUUUGGCAAGCUUUGGUUGAAAGUAAGCCAGAUAUCGAGGGUCCAGAGUCUGACGAUGAUGAUUUGGAUAUGGAUGACUUUGACAUGUCCGAGGAUGAUUUUGAAGGUGGUGUUGAUAUUGAGGGAUCGGAUGAAGAAGUCGACGUCGAAGAAGAAGAUGAGGAUAUGCAAGAUGCUGAGGAAGAUGAUGGAGAGGGUAUUUUCUCAGAAGAAGAAGAUGACCUCAAGGACAGUGAUGAUGAAGCAGGAUUAGAUAUGGAUGCAUUAUUCGAAGCUGAAUUACAGAGAGCGAAGAGUCCUGAAGCAGAAGAAGAGAAGAAAGAGACUGGCAGAAGUAAGAAGAGGAGACUUAAGAAUCUUCCAACAUUCGCCAGUGCAGACGAUUAUGCGGCUAUGCUGGACAAAGAUGACGGAGAUGAGGAUAUGGGCACGGGAAAUGGAAAGGGAAGAUAA